AUGCCGCAGAAGGUGCGGCCACCAGUGGGGCUGCCUCCGAGGAGGCUGCCAGCCAGGCCGGCGACAGAGACGCCUCGCCCUCCAGGCCGGGAGGCGGCACGAGUCCGCGAAGCACUGCAGGCGACGCUGCAGGCGCGCAGCGAAGUGCCGGCAGUCCUGGCAGCAGUGCCAUCGGGCGCCUUCGCACACUGCGAGCACGAGACAGUUCUGGAGGUCAAUAAUACAUGCAAUGUUCUACUGCGACUUGAUGAGCUGACGCUUGCGCUGAGAUCGGCAUAUCCGCCCGCAUUGCACGGGGCCAGAGCAGGAGCAGGAAGCGAUUGA
Messenger RNA from Prorocentrum cordatum, 324 nucleotides. NCBI's taxonomy places the organism in Eukaryota, Dinophyceae, Prorocentrales, Prorocentraceae. The record is from the annotation of a GenBank genome assembly.